Messenger RNA from Lactuca saligna, 387 nucleotides. Lineage: Eukaryota; Viridiplantae; Streptophyta; Magnoliopsida; Asterales; Asteraceae. The record is from the annotation of a GenBank genome assembly.
AUGGUAUCAGAGCAUUCACCACCUGGGAUUAUGGCUGGUGAUAAAGGAGGAGGGAAGGAGGCUAGAGGAGCUCAACUGAAGAAGGUUGAAUCGCUUGAGACAGAGUUAGGGCAUUUGUAUGCUCGAAUGGAGAAUCAAGGACAUCAGAUCCAACAGAACGCUGAAUCCAUAGUCUCUCUUCAGUUGAAGAUGGAUCAAAAGUUUGAGGAGAUUUUGGGUGCCAUAGCCAAAAGCCGACCAACAAUCAACAAUGAGAAGAAAACCGUGGAGGGAGAGCCUAGCAACACACAGCGGUUCUAUCCAUGGAGGAAACUCCAAGGGUUUACAGUAGAGCGUCACACACUGAUACAGGAGGUUCAAGAAAUGGAACAGGAGGUGGUUUCAUAG